UAUACUUCGCAGGCGAGGGGCGACUGUGCGCGACGGCGGGACUGCGUCGACAAACACCAAUCUUAAAUCACCGGCGGAUUUGGUCCAAUAGAUUUGGACGACGACGGCGACGACGACGACGACAGCAAUAAAUAUCUUGGAUUCACUUUUCCCUUUGGAUUAACGAAGAAGAUUUUGAUACCCCUCAUCGACUGCGUCGAUUUCACGAUUCCCUCAAUUUACUCGAUUACCUGAAACGUUGGCUAAGGCUCGGGGCCUCAUUACGAUUAAACAAGAUGAUGUUCCUUGGGACAACGCGGAAAGCGGCAGAAAUUCAGCCGGAACAACAGUGGAACGCCAUUAGUUUACGGGAUUUUAAAUCGUCCUCAGUCUUUGCAUAUCUGGCCUAUGGCUACCUCUACUUCUCUAUCAUACUCUCUUUGGCUGUGUAUGGUGUCGAUAUCUUCACUGCCGUCAACUUGCUAGCUUUUAACCAAUGGUCAUCAUCCAUUGAGCCCACUCAGCUGCUUACUUUCGAUCAGACGAAAUGGAUUUUCGCUGGCACCAUUAUUGCCACUUUCGUCAACCUUAUAUUCGAGCAUUUCCGUGCUUGGCGUGUUAUGAAGCGAGGUAGCGUUGCUGAAUGCUACCUUGACACUCUAGCCGUCCGUCUAGAAAGUAUUCGUCUCGGCAAGGGUCAAGGCUGGAGGCGAUUUCUAGUUUUCGCAGAACUCACCAAAUCCAAGAAAGGAGCUGAAUAUGUGGCACUGUUCUCAUACUUCAGCUUGCAAUCAUGGAUCCGAGUACUCGUCUGCUCUGGACCUCGUCAAGCAGUGAAUGCAUUGACACUCUAUGGUGUUUAUACUCUCAACCUUACCCCCGAUGACGCUUCAUCAUUCGAGAGCACUAUCGGCGGUUUCUUUUCUAAUAUCCGGGCUUUAGCAGCGGAAAAUACCCAACAAGCUGUGAUCUUGUCGGGCAUGUUGUUUACACUAGUGAUUUGGAUUUUCUCCUUCUUGUUUCUUCUCCUCGGAAUAUUGUUCUACGUCUUCUUUCUUUGGCAUUACAUCCCCCGCCAAGACGGUGGUUUACACGGCUACUGUGAACGUAAAGUCAACAAACGAUUAAAGGGUAUCGUAACGAAAAAAAUUAACAAGGCUCUGGCUAAAGAGGAUUGGAAACGAACACACGCGAACGGCAAGGGUUCUAAAUCCACAAGCGAGCAAUCAAUUCUUGACCGUGAAGCGAGCCUGCCUUCAUUUAUGGAUGUGGAAAAGGGCGACGCGUUACCUGAGAUGCCGAUGUUGAGUCGAAACGAUACUAUGGCAACUCUACCUGUAUAUUCUUCACGACCAGGAACUCCAGGGAGCAUCGAACUGGGUUCAUUAGAUAAGAAGCGGCCGCUACCGACACGACAACCAACAAACGCCACUAGUGUAUCAACCAAUAGCUACUCGUCUCGCGCUCCCCUAAUCGCUAGUGCCGCUGACAUGGGCUUCGAUCGAUCAGCAUCGCCUGUUCCGACAAUCCCAUCAAUUAAUGGUUUACGUUCCCCCGAUAUGUUACCAUCUCGGCCUGAGCGUGCCCUCUCCCCGGCUUCAGGCCUAGGUGGGAUGAAUGGGCCAUCUCCGUACUCCAUGAACGAGCGGAGCCUGCCCAACCGCCCUCUCUAUAAUGAAGGCCGGCCUAUUGUAGGUUCUUCGGCAUACUCGAGUCCUGGUCCUCGUUCAAGUCCGGCGCAAUCCGGCUACCAAAACCCAGGGUUGAAUGGCCCGGCUUACCCACCCGCCCGCAGUGCCACAGGCCCACUACCUCGACAACAACGCUUCCAGCCUCAGCGAAAUAUGACGGCGCCGCAGCCCAUGCGCCAGGGUGAUUACCCCAGUGAUGUAGGAAUGAAUGCGGGCCAGAGGAAUUAUGGAGAUAGAUAUAAUUACGAUAAUUCAAGGUAUUGAUGUAUUGAUGUAUCAGAAGAUGUAAUCGAGCUUAGAAGGGAACGAAUUACUAUAGCCGAUCACGGCUACUGUACAAUAAAGUUUUAUUUUCCAUGGCAUUACGCCAGGUCCCUUGUGGGAUUUCAUUCGUGAAGUUAAAUGAAUUGAGGACUAAGUAGUCUCGAGAUGAUGGAGAAGAGGGCU
Messenger RNA from Xylaria bambusicola, 2117 nucleotides. RefSeq lists its product as uncharacterized. NCBI's taxonomy places the organism in Eukaryota, Fungi, Ascomycota, Sordariomycetes, Xylariales, Xylariaceae. Gene Ontology annotation, biological process: potassium ion transmembrane transport. The record is from RefSeq and is a predicted model, not a curated record. Gene Ontology annotation, cellular component: plasma membrane. The transcript has 3 exons. Bases 276 to 1934 code for a protein of 552 amino acids. Gene Ontology annotation, molecular function: potassium ion transmembrane transporter activity.